AUGGCUAGGGAAACGACUAGGGGCGCCUUCCGCACCGCUAGCGCCGUCACGAUCUCCUAUUCGGAACUCAAGGUACAUUCGAAGUGACGACUGGUUUUAUCUUCUCUUCGAUUUUCGGAUUUAAUUGUAAUCGUUGUCUUUUUAUGUGGAUUUCUUCCCGACCUGACUUUGGAUCGGGACAGGACAAGAAGUCGGAUUUGUCAGCGAAGAUAAAGGAGGGCUUUGGACCGAACGGUUUGGGAAUUCUAUCCGUUUCGGAUGUACGUAAUAAGCUUCCGCUCAAAAAUCUCCGUCCUGUCUCAAAGUGAAAAAUUCCACGGCCUUCUAGCUUUUUAUUAAUUGAUCCGAUAACAUUAUUUCAUGCUAGCGACUAUUCGAUGAUUAAGUGAAAAUCUGACUUGUCCAGGAGGCUAGAUUUUUUUCCUGUUGUGGAGGGAGUGAGUGGUAAAACUUGGAUGAUGUCAGGAGGUCGCAUGGCGUUAUGUUCUGGAGUUGUUUUUGUUAAUUAUAUCGUUGAUAAUUGUCUUAUAUCCCGUGGUACAUGCUACUAACAGGUUCCUGAAUUCCCCUUGCUUAGACAAGAUCUUCUCCACCUUUCCCCCAGGUAAUCAUUCCCGAGAUUAUCUUAGACAAGAGGUAUGUUCUUGUAUGUUAACUUCAUUUUUCCGUCCAGGUUGGCUAACCUUCCCGAGAAUUUGAAAAGGGAGCUUGAAGAUCCAGAUAGUAGGUAAUGGCCUGAGAAACUACAAAGAUAUAUUAUACAUAUACUCAUUUGAACAUUUUGUAGAGUAUUAUUUUAUACGUGCUACCAAGGUAGGAAUAAGGAAUAUAAUUUUUUUUUAAUAAAUUUCUGUCUAGUUGCCUUGUAUUUUUAUAUUUUUAAAGGUGAUUAAUUUACAGGUACAGCUUUGGAUGGAGUCAUGGAAAAGAGAAGCUGGAAUCUGGAAAUUUUGGUCCGGUCCUCCAUCCUUAAGUUAUGCUAGUCUUACGAGGUUCUAGUCAGUUAAAAUGUUCGUUACUGGAAUUUAUUGACUCGUUCGUUUUCUUUUCCUUAUUCCUUUCAACUUUUGUAUUCACUCAUUUACAUCAUUUAUUUUCUAUUGAUUUGUGUUGGGAUGUUUUCAUUAAUGAGAAUUUUUUCUAUGGCACAUAGCAUACCAAAAUAGGUAUACCUGUGUAGUAACCAUGCUUUGCAAGGAUUCUUUGUUUGCUUUCCAUGUUUUGACCUAUUUACAGAAAUUCUGCUUUCGCUGUUUGUUUACGCAGAUACCUUCAAAGGUUCCUUCUAUGCCAAUCCAAUUUUAGAUAUUCCGACCACUGAUAUUUCUCUUAUUCAAAGGUAUAGAGGUGUUGCCAUAGCCUUCUGCUAUACAAUUGAAUUUUUUUUUCUGUAUUUUCUUAUAAAGCUUUUUAUUUCAUGACAUUUCUUGCUUAUCGUCAUUAAACCAAUGAUGCCAUAUGAUAAUAUAAUAUAAAGUUCAUCAUUGAAUUUAUAAUUAUAUUUCAGAGAAUGGUCAGAAAAAUAAAGGAAUGGAUUUAUGGAAUGUGGUAACCUGUAUUGUGUGACUGGGUUUGUUAGUGAAGUUUUUCUUGAACCAAUUUUCCUCCAAAGUUCUUAUUGAUGGAAAUCGACGUACCUGUAUUUUCCAUCAAUGCGGAAAAUGACGAACAUUUUCCGAUCUUUCUCCUCUUUUCUUAUGUUCGAUCCCCGCAAUCAGAACCUCUCUCCUAUAGAUGAAGUGUCUCCAUACGAGUUGUAUUGUUCUGUUGCGUUAAAACCCCAAGGGCAGGCCUUUAUAUAGUACGCUCCAUAACCGUAUUAUUAUUUUGCCCCGGGUAAACCCUAAUAUCACGAAUCAUUUAUAAUCGCAUUAAUAUUCAAUUUGAUUAGAAAAGUCACCUUAAUGGAGUUUGACUUCAACAUAUUUGCUGUCGGUUGAUAGAUCUUAUGUUAUAAUUCAGAAUGAUUUUUCGUAUAAUACAUUAUUUUUCUGUUUCGUGCUUCAUAGAGAGCACAAACGAAUUGUCAGACAUCAUGCCCUACAGUCAUCUCUUUUUCUUUUUUUUCUUACUUUUAUUUGCGGUCGUGAAAAAUAUAUAGUGAAGAGAACGCUUGUAUCCCACGUCUUAAUGUGAACUUGAGAGCACAUUUUCUUGUUUCCCAAUGCACUCCUGCGUAUGACUUUACUGAUUUAUUUUUAUUUGAAUGAAGGUAUCCAUCUUACUGUCGACCAAAUAAAUGGCCUAACACUAGUUUGCCUGAACUUGAAGGAGGUAGGUAGUUGCCUUGUUGUGCGAUCCUCUUGUGUGCAUUUCAUGACACAUUUAGUGAAAAGUAUUUAUGACUGCAUGAAGAUUACAAUGGGUUUAGUAUCGUGAAUAUCUUUUUCACAGUUGGAAAGAUUUUGAUUUUGAUUUUUUAUUUAAAUUUCCAUAUUUUUACGACCGAAAUGUACAUGGCAUACCAUGUUUUCGAUCUAACAAGUAAUUGAAAUCCGGAUGAAAGAGCGUUAUUUUUUCUGUUCUAUACUGUUGAGAUGAAGAUCCUCUGAUCUGAUUUCCAAAUGUUAAUUACCUAGUGAUCUAAUAGACGAGAUUUAUCAAAUAGUGAUCAAAUAUAUGAUAUUUCAAUUCAAGUUUCCCUCACUGUUACACUGUUUCCUGCCAAUUUUGUAGCAUUCAAAGCUCUUGCAAAGCUGAUAAUGGAUGUUGGACUGCUUUUGGCUCAUCAUUGUGAUAAAUAUGGUGUGUCGACUUUCUUCUUCCACUUUAUUAUUGUGUCCGGUGAUCUUUCCUUCUAUUUGUCUUGAUUAAGUUGUUGCACGAUUUAGUUAAUAACCCACAUAGACUGUUGAGUAAGUUUUUAGAUUUAAUUAGUUCUUGAUCUCUACAGAUGUAUUUGAAUCAUUGUUAAAACUGAAAGUCUUAUUUCUGGAAUCGUUUCUGAUUCAUAAUAUACAAAUACGUGUACCUACAUAUAUACGCAUAUAUAUAUAUAUAUAUGGAAUAGCCCUUAUUUUGACCCCAACCAGCUCAGGGCAGCCUCAGGAUUGGAUCCACAUGAUAAGAACCAGGGGAUCGCCGGUUAUGCAGCGAUCUGAAAAUGACUGAAAUUAAGUUGUUGACUGGAAAGUGGCGGAGAUAGUCCCAAAAUCACACUGGAAGGCUAUUUAACUCUCUCAUUAUCCAGAAAACUCUUCUCUCCUCCCUGAAUUUCAGUAUUUUUCUUCUUUCGCAGUGUAUUCGGAGCUCAGGGUUCUUAUAUUUUCUAGCGAAAUAUUUCUGAGAAUAUUCGCAUCCAAUUUAUCCUACAUUGAAUUUUAUCUUCUAAGAUCAUAACCCACUUUUCACUUCUGUGACAACCCGUCUAAUGGAGUUCACAGUCCAAAUCUACCUCCUAUAAAUUAAGGAAGGAAAUAAGAUAUUAUAAUGGAAUUGAUUAUGGCUUACAUUUUUUCUGAAGACAAGGAACCCCAGUCAACCCUGAUAAAACCAUUGGAUGAUCUCAAAUAUUUUUAUUUCUUAGAAAAAAGAUAUUCGAAUGUUAAACAUAACCACAAAUAUCAUCCAGUUUUCGCUUUUUGGCUUCUGACUAAGAUCAUUGACCUAAUGUUUUUUUAAUGUUUUUGGUUCAACUUUUUUCUUCGCUGAUACAUUUUUAUCACUGGUACGAAACAGUAUCAGAAAAUAAAGCAUUGCAGCAGGGUGAAUCUCUGGAAGAUAUACUUGGGCGUUCUCGUUGUCAUAAAGGCCGCCUGCUUUACUACUUUCCAAGGCGGCAGAGGUGAUAUCUCCUGUCCUACCACCCCGAUUAAAAUAUCCAAUUAUCGAAUUCUUAUCAAACUUCCAGACCCGUAACGCUAUAUUUUCCAGUAAAUACUGUCUUUUUGUUCCGACUAUUGCCUCUGCCGCUUCCGGUUGUAACUGUUAUGAGUACAUUGUCCACGAUGAAAAGCUCAAUUCCUGUUUAUGUUGGCCUUUCUUCCUGCAGUGGGAGUUCAACGGAAAAUCUCACAGCAUCAUCCUGGUGUGGAUGGCAUACUGAUCUCGGAUCUCUCACUGGUGAUUGUCUGCUUUUUCUCGUUUCUUGUCAUUCCGGCAUACCCAGAUCCAAAUACUCGCUUCUUAUUGAUUGUUCUUACUCAAGUUGAUAUCCUGGAAAUUUGUCUAUUUUUUUGCCUAAAAAUAAUAUAUAUGUCUCCUAAUGGCUGCUGCCUUUCUCACAUAAUCUGCUACUCGGACAAAGUUGUGAAAACUCGAGACCCUCUUUCCUUUAUAGGCCGUCUGCACUUUACUUGCCAGAGGGAAUCAUCUUUUACGAAAUCUUCCUUGUCCAGAAUAUAUGACGCACCAAUUCGAGUGGAACAUUGGAAAACCCGAGCUGUAAAUAGUAAUAAAUUUCCCAUUUACUCGUCCUUUAUUUCCGUACAUAUUGUUCAUCGGAUCCGUUCGUCUUCCCGGACCCAGAGCCGUUCUUCUUUUCCGUGCAAGUUUUCUGCGCGCCGGUUGCAUCCACAUGGAUAGUAUCAGUCGUUUUGCCUAGUUUGUGCGAGUUCUUAGCAAUCCUGUUUCGAAGCUAAUGCGUCUCUGGCGAACCCAGGGCUCACGUGUGGCAUGUUCACGAGAAAUGGACUGGAAAUAUCACCUCCUGAUAGUGCCGCCGGUCUUUAUGUUAGAACACGGGAAGAAGAAGUUGUGAAGGUAACUUCCUCUCGCCUUUUCAUUUCUUCAGAAUCUGGCAGUAUGAGAGUUAUGCAUGCCCUUUUGAAGUCAAACAUUCUGCGCCGUGAUAUCACUGAACUUCGAAUUGAAUACUAGUUGACCUAGUAGAAAGAGACCCUUCCUUUCUCAGAAUGUUGUCAGGUUUCUGCAGGAAUCAUUCUCAAAGUAAUUAUAACCACGUUUUACUACGAUAUAAUAUUCAACCUUUUGUGAUGCCUUAAUAUCCCAUUAACAUCUCUCUCUCUCUCUCUCUCUCUCUCUCUCUCUCUCUCUCCCUUUACCUUUCCCUCCCCCUCAUUCACACACUGCGGAAACCCAAGUUGACUAACCCCCAAUAGUGCCAGGAACAUAAAGAAUAAAGCUUCAUUUUGUUGUUCCGCAUUGCCCCGCAUUUAUGCAUUAUUCUUUCUCCACUCGGUAAGAUGAAGAGGCUCGUUAUCUUUUCUGCGAUCUGCUAGGUUGUCUUCGGCGAAGAUCAAAUAGCUUACCAGAUUGGGGAAACAACUGAGAUACUAUCUAGAGGCCAUCUCUGUGCGACACCGCACUGUGUAAAGGUAUGCAUUGCAGAGAAUGUACAACAAUCUUGGGAAGCUCCUUGAAAAUAGCAUGUUUCAUAUUUAAUUUAUUUUUAUAAAGCAUAUUCUACCACCAUGACAUUUAUAUAUAUAUAUAUAUAUAUAUAUACAUAUGCAUGCAUAAUGAUAGGGCUCAGCUGCUUGUCUAUCAUUAUGGCGAUGGUUCUUCAAUGGGCAGGCCCCGAAAGGAGACGAAGCUGUGGGGGUAGAACGCUCAACUUUUGCUCUGUUCAUGCAACCAGAUUGGUGAGCACGACGAUGAGGAUUCAUUCAACAGCUGAAAUAAAUAGAUUAUGAUGACUAACUAAUGUUGACGGUCGUGUCUCAGAGUAACCAUUAGGUUUUACUUCUUUUAGCCCAAAUCAUCAACCUUUCCAAGUCAAUAGUCAGUUGACAUUGAGUAGAGUCAGACCCUCAUUUCCAAUCAUGCGAGAGAGUCUACUAGAAUGUGACUGAUCCCCAGUUCAGUUCUUACUCCGCUUCUUCUGCGUUGAUUUCUCUCCCUUUGACCCUCGCAGGGAUCAGCAACUGAGGUUUGCGAACCAAGUACAUCUGCAUCGAGAGGUAACCUACCCGCUCCAAUCCCUCUCUCUCUCUCUCUCUCUCUCUCUCUCUCUCUCUCUCUCUCUCUCUCUCUCUCUCUCUCUCUCUCUCUCUCUCUCUCUCUCUCUCUCUCUCAUCCAUCGCCGCUCUCCUGCUUGCCCUCCACAGCUGAUCCCGCUCGGCGGGGCCCUCACCUUCGGCGAGUACUCCGAGAUGCUCCUCGACGAGCACUACCACCGCCGCCUCUCGACGUGA
Molecule: messenger RNA, 6095 nt
Organism: Spirodela intermedia
Lineage: Eukaryota; Viridiplantae; Streptophyta; Magnoliopsida; Alismatales; Araceae
Source: the annotation of a GenBank genome assembly